Molecule: messenger RNA, 876 nt
Organism: Scomber japonicus (chub mackerel)
Lineage: Eukaryota; Metazoa; Chordata; Actinopteri; Scombriformes; Scombridae
Product: voltage-dependent calcium channel gamma-5 subunit
Exons: 7
Coding region: 1-876 (291 amino acids)
Biological process (GO): neurotransmitter receptor transport, postsynaptic endosome to lysosome; postsynaptic neurotransmitter receptor diffusion trapping; regulation of AMPA receptor activity
Cellular component (GO): postsynaptic density membrane; AMPA glutamate receptor complex
Molecular function (GO): voltage-gated calcium channel activity; channel regulator activity
Source: RefSeq, a predicted model, not a curated record
AUGAGCCUAUGUGGCAGGAAGGCGCUGACUUUGCUGAGCAGCGUGUUCGCUGUUUGCGCCCUGGGCCUGUUGGGGAUUGCCGUAAGCACCGACUACUGGCUUUACCUGGAAGAGGGCGUCAUCCUACCCCUCAACCAGAGCACAGAGAUACGCAUGUCGCUCCACUCUGGCCUCUGGAGGGUUUGUUUCUUGGCUGUUUUGCCUUCAGACAUGGUCAAACAACAUCCAGGGAGGAGAGGGGAGGAGAAAGGUCGGUGUUUUACUAUAGAGUAUGUGAUGCCUACUAACGUCCAGAUGACCUCUGAGUCCACUGUUAGUGUCCUGAAGAUGAUCCGUUCUGCCACACCCUUCCCCCUGGUCAGCCUCUUCUUCAUGUUCAUUGGUUUUGUGCUCAGUAACAUCGGCCACAUUAGACCCCAUCGCACCAUCCUGGCCUUUGUUUCUGGAAUCUUCUUCAUCCUGUCAGGUCUGUCCCUGGUUGUUGGUCUGGUGUUGUACAUCUCCAACAUAAAUGAUGAAAUGUUGAACAGGACCAAAUCUAAUGAGGCCUACUUCAGUUAUAAAUAUGGCUGGUCGUUUGCUUUUGCUGCCAUUUCCUUCCUGCUCACUGAGACAGCGGGCGUCAUGUCAGUGUAUCUGUUCAUGAAGCGCUACACAGCAGAGGAAAUGUACCGGCCCCACCAGGGCUUCUACCGACCUCGCCUCAGCAAUUGCUCCGAUUACUCCGGCCAGUUCCUCCAUCCAGAUGCCUGGGCUGGACGUGGCCGCAGCCCUUCCUCCAUCUCCUCUGAGGCUUCCCUCCAGAUGAACUCCUCCAACUACCCUGCCCUCCUCAAGUGUCCAGAGUAUGAACAGAUGUCCUCGUCACCUUGCUGA